UCUCUCCCCAGGCCAGCCACAGCCACAGCUCCAUGAUGCCUGGGGCCUCCUCCCCCGGGGAUAAGGACCCCCACACCCCCAGCUCGGGGACCGAGCAGAGCUCCAGAGACUGGGUGACCACCGACAUCGAGGUGAAGGUCCGUGACACCUACCCGGACAGUCAGGCGGUGGGACAGAUCGGUGUCAUCCACAGCAUCAUGGGCGGGAUGUGCGCUGUCUACCUGAAGGACAGCAAGAAGGUGGUGAGCAUCUCCAGCGAGCACCUGGAGCCCAUCACCCCCACCACGUACGACAAGGUCAAGGUGACCCUGGGGGUGGACCGUGAAGCCACCGGGAUCCUGCUCCGCAUUGACGGGGAGGACGGGAUCGUCCUCAUGGAUUUAGACGACGAUAUCUCGAUCUUCAGCCUCCGCCUCCUCGGCAAACUGAUGGAGGCUGGAGGGCGGCGCUGGGCGUGAUCCUCUCCUGCGAGUCCCACGCGAGCAUCGUCUUGAGCAGCGGCACCAUCCCACACAGUCACAGUGCUCGCCCGGGGCUUCCUGGCCGGAGUUAGACGCCAGGCGGACGCGCCCCGGCACCAGCGGAUCCAGCGAGGAGAAGACGUACCUUUUCCUGGUAGGACAGGCUUUUCCCCAGCCUGUUAGCUGAUCGGUUCUCACUAACAUGUCAAAGUACCCCAAUUUUGGUUUUGGCAUUUCAGUGGAAUUUCCUUUCAGGAAAGGUGGCGGGAGGUCUUUUUCCACUGGGAGCCUGAAUUCGUACAGUAGCAUAUCGUUUACAAAGUUUACAUCCUUCACAGAUUCUUUUGGCUGCUGCAUAAAUUCCCA
Athene cunicularia (burrowing owl) is the source of this 827-nucleotide messenger RNA. RefSeq names its product transcription elongation factor SPT5-like. The transcript has 4 exons. Bases 33 to 458 code for a protein of 141 amino acids. The record is from RefSeq and is a predicted model, not a curated record. Lineage: Eukaryota; Metazoa; Chordata; Aves; Strigiformes; Strigidae.